AUGGCUGCUAAGCUUCACAGCGCCCCUCCAUUCCGUGCUGAGCACAUGGGCUCCUUGUUGCGCCCUGAGAACCUUCUCGAAAUCCGUGCUAACAUUCGUGACACCGGUAUCUCUGAGGAGGCCGCUGGUCUUCCCGCUGCUGAGAAGGUUGCCAUUGCCGAUGUUGUUAAGAAGCAGCAGGAGCUUGGUCUGAAGGCCGUUACCUCUGGAGAAUUUAACCGCACUCGUUUCUGGGGUCUGAUGUGGGAUGAGUUUGAAGGCACUAUCCGUCUGCAAGAUGCUGAUGCCUCAAUGUUCCGCCUGUAUCACCCUGACGUUGUGAGCUUGAUCGAGAAGGACCGUAAGGUCAUGCCCGGCGACUCAGUCAUUGCUGGAUCCAAGCUCACCUGGAGCCCUGAGAAGUCACUGUCAAACCUGCACGAGCUGGAGUUGGUCCAGGAGGCCCUCCCCGAGAGCGAGUGGGGCAACAUCAAGCUCACAAUGAUCACACCGGCUUGGUUCCACAUGCGCUACAAGCAGGGCAAGGCCUAUACUCCUGAAGCUUACGCCAAUGAUGCCGAGUACUUCCAGGGUGUUGCUGAAGUAUACCGUGCUGAGCUGGCUGCAUUGUACAAGGCCGGUCUGCGCAAUGUGCAGUUCGAUGACCCCGGUAUGGCGUACUUCUGUUCCAAGGCAUUCCGUCAAGGAUGGGAGGAGGAUAAGGACAACAGCGGCACUGUCGAGGAUUUGCUGGACGCCUAUAUUCAACUCUACAACGACUGCAUCAGCGAGGUUCCUGCCGAUAUGCACACCGGAAUUCACCUGUGCCGUGGCAACUUCAUCGGUGGCCGUCACUUCGCUGAGGGCUCAUACGAUAUCAUUGCCAAGAAGCUCUUCGAGAACCUCAACGUCAACACCUUCUAUCUCGAGUACGACACUGAGCGAUCUGGUGGCUUUGAGCCCCUGAAGUUCCUUCCCAAGAACAAGAACGUUGUUAUUGGUGUUAUUAGCACCAAGCUCCGCGAGCUGGAGGAUAAGGAGGCCAUGAAGGAGCGAGUCUACAAGGCUGCUGACUUUGUCGCUGCUGGUAGCGGUCAGACCCGCGAGGAAGCCCUUGACCGUGUCUGCUUGAGCCCCCAGUGUGGUUUCAGCACUCACGAGACUGGAUACCCCCUCUCUUUCCAGGAUGAGAAGGACAAGCUGGGUCUCGUUCGCCAGAUUGCCGAUGAGAUUUGGGGCCAGCCAUAA
Messenger RNA from Penicillium malachiteum, 1227 nucleotides. Its product is annotated as cobalamin-independent methionine synthase II family protein. Bases 1 to 1227 code for a protein of 408 amino acids. The record is from RefSeq and is a predicted model, not a curated record. Lineage: Eukaryota; Fungi; Ascomycota; Eurotiomycetes; Eurotiales; Aspergillaceae. The transcript has 2 exons. Gene Ontology annotation, molecular function: zinc ion binding; 5-methyltetrahydropteroyltriglutamate-homocysteine S-methyltransferase activity.